AUGGGGGGAGUAGUACCCUUGUUGACUCUUCUGGAGUUCUCAGCUGCUUUUGAGACCCUCAACCAUGCUAUCGCACUGUGCAACGUCCCUUCCGGCCAGGCAGAGCCAAUACUGAAGAUGGGGGAACAGCUUCAUCUGCUGUCUGAGGAUGGGGAACGGUGGAAAGUUGUAUCAGUAGCAACUGGCAAAGGCUGCUACAUUCCUAGCAACUACAUAGCCAAAAUCUCUUACAGGUGGCUCUAUGAAGGCAUCUGCCGAGAAAAAGCUGAGGAGCUAUUGAUGCUGCCUUCCAACCAUGAAGGAUCCUUUCUGAUAAGAAAAAGCCAAAUGAUGAAAGGUUGCUACUCCUUGUCUGUUAGACAUGCACAGCAUGGAGCCUGGGAUUCUGUGAAACAUUAUCAUAUUAACUGCCUGGAAAACAACUGGAUUUACAUCACUUCCCGUCUCACUUUUCCCAGUCUGCAGGAUUUGGUGGACUAUUAUUCUGAUAGCAGGGAUGGCUUAUGUUGCCGCCUGCAAAAACCAUGCUUCAUCCAAGGAUCCGACUUGGGCUUGCUACCCCACUUUUCAAAGCCAGUGAUAGUGAAACAGCCAAACCUCAACUGGCGGGAGAUCAACAGUUCAGAGCUGUUGUCACAGGAUCCACUGCCAGGAGACUCUCCGGUCAGUCUGGGCCUGCGGGAAGCCAUCAAUUCUUACUUGUUAGUGACUGAAGAUUUGCUUCUAGAGGACAUAUCUACCCAAAAGAGGAAGAAGUGCAAAGACAGUUGAUCACUUUUGGAAACUGUUUGUCCCACAGAAUUUGAAGGGGAAAUAUAGAAGAUCCACCAUCAUUCAUGACAUGCUAUUAAAUGGAGGAGGACCUGUGCUUGACCUCAGUUCCAGAAGGAUGCGCUUUAGUCCAAAGUACUAUGUUUAUUCUUUUUCCA
This is a messenger RNA of Gekko japonicus, 929 nucleotides long. RefSeq names its product Src-like-adaptor 2 (gene SLA2). Bases 1 to 771 code for a protein of 256 amino acids. Gene Ontology annotation, molecular function: protein binding. The transcript has 7 exons. NCBI's taxonomy places the organism in Eukaryota, Metazoa, Chordata, Lepidosauria, Squamata, Gekkonidae. The record is from RefSeq and is a predicted model, not a curated record.